GAUCUUCACUCGGAGACAUCGUGACAUAUCUGUGUCUGUCUAGAAAUAUGUCUUUGAGACGAGCGUUGCAUUUUGUUUUUAAAGUUGGUGACAGAACCAAAACUGCCACGUUUUACCGAGAUGUUCUGGGUAUGAAGAUUUUGCGUCAUGAAGAAUUUGAGGAAGGCUGCAAAGCAACGUGUAAUGGCCCAUACGAUGGAAAAUGGAGCAAGACAAUGGUUGGCUUCGGCCCUGAAGAUGACCAUUUUGUUGCUGAACUGACGUACAAUUAUGGGGUGGGAGAGUAUCAACUUGGGAAUGACUUCUUGGGGCUCACCCUGCAGUCGAGCCAGGCUGUGAGCAACGCUAAACGUCUGGGAUGGCCUCUGACUGAGGUAGGAGAGGCUCUGUAUCUGACCCAUGCUCCGGGAGGGUAUCCUUUCUACCUCGUGGACAAAGAGCAGCCUUCCAGUGACCCGGUGCAGAAGGUUUGUCUUGGAGUAUCAGACCUCCAGAGAUCGACCCGCUACUGGACUACACUUUUAGGAAUGAAGGUGAUGGAAAAGAAUGAAGAAAAGAAAACAGUGCUCAUGGGAUUUGCAGACACUCAAUGUAAACUGGAGCUUUAUGACAACAGUGGCACAGUAGAUCAUGGAACAGCGUUUGGGAGAAUUGCAUUUUCAUGCCCACGGGAGCAACUGCCUGGCCUGGAAGCCUUGAUGAAAAAUGAAAAUCAGAAAAUUCUCACUCCAUUAGUUAGCCUAGACACUCCUGGAAAGUCCACAGUAGAAGUGGUGAUCUUGUCUGACCCAGAUGGUCAUGAAAUCUGCUUUGUGGGAGACAAGGCUUUCAGGGAACUGUCCAAGGUGGACCCCGAAGGAAAGGAACUGCUUAAUAAGGCUAUGGCUGAAGAUAAAAGUGACGAGUGGUUUGCCAAAAACAACCGACAAAAAGCUGCUGCAUGAGAUGAAAGGGCUGGACGGGAACAUUGUACACCAUCAGUUUCCGCUCAGAUGAUGUACACGAUGCUAUAAAGGCACCUGCGGUGCUGUAAUGACAACUCGGUCAUCCUUAUUUGUGUAGUAUGAGCAUGAUUCUUCCCUGGAUGUGCACCGUGAUGCACAAUUGCAUUGACAGCGCUUUGUGAAAAGGACCACUUAUUUAAUUGUAUUGUUUAUGUUUAAUUUUUUGUUGCAGUGAAUAUUGUUCCCAUCGAUAAUGCAUAUAGGUGGGCAAAAAGUCAAUUAGAUUCAACUUACUUCACUUAAAAUGAUCGAAGUUUUGAUCGCACUUUACUGAUCAUUGCAUUCAGUAUCAUGUAGUAUACAUAUGCCAUUCAUGUAGUUGAGUUACACUGCAUCUAAUCACCUGUAAAGAUGAACAAAUAAAAAGUUAUUAUCUGUA
Messenger RNA from Pseudoliparis swirei, 1383 nucleotides. It is a transcript of the gene glod4, whose product is annotated as glyoxalase domain containing 4. Bases 48 to 944 code for a protein of 298 amino acids. The transcript has 9 exons. The record is from RefSeq and is a predicted model, not a curated record. Lineage: Eukaryota; Metazoa; Chordata; Actinopteri; Perciformes; Liparidae.